Molecule: messenger RNA, 1917 nt
Organism: Lachancea lanzarotensis
Lineage: Eukaryota; Fungi; Ascomycota; Saccharomycetes; Saccharomycetales; Saccharomycetaceae
Gene: AVL9
Product: LALA0S07e05248g1_1
Exons: 1
Coding region: 1-1917 (638 amino acids)
Cellular component (GO): cytoplasm
Source: RefSeq, a predicted model, not a curated record
AUGGCAGAUUCUGAAGAGCCUAACGUUAUUUUUGGAGUCUUUUUGGUCAACUUUCACCAUUCAAAGGGCCCGGAAGUGGAAUAUUCAUAUGGUUUACCAGAGGGCUUAGAAGCAUCGAAAUUGUGGCCAUACCUGCCCUUCCAGGCUUUACCGGAUGGAUCGCACUCUUUUGAAGAGACAUUCACAUACUUCACGCUGGUCUAUAAUAAAGUUGAACGUUGUGGACCUCCAGCAGAAGGUGCGGCGACCAUUGCUUCGGACAAAAUCCAAGAUUAUACCACACUUUUUGCGAUAUCUUGCUCACGACAAAUCCGGACAGAAGAGCUUCUCUUGAAGGGCAAUGAUGUUACGCGAUCAACUGUGCAAAAGGCAAUUGUUGUCGUUGCACGGAAACCCAUUUUUGGCCAGAUCAAGGACAAACUCAGCAUAGUGACAAAUGCUUUUUUUUUGCAGCGCGAUUUCACGAAUAAGGCAAUUCUAGACACUCUUUAUUCAAACCUGAGCUCCAUGUUCAGCAUGUCUGUUGUCACAGAUGAAUCGCACAUGUACGUGGGAUUGUGCUUACGGCGCGUUGUACAUGAUUUUGGAAAGGACGUUUUGGUAAUUCUGAAAGCUAUCCUUCUGGAGCGUAAAGUUCUAUUCUAUGGAAGUGACGUUGAGGCUUUGUGCAACGUCCAAUUCGGUUUCAUCGGUCUUAUUCCCAAUCUUAUAUCACAUUUGCAAGAUUGUGGAUCACCCUCGCUGCAUAGCUAUUUUGACAACCUCAAAAUCGUAGACUCUUUUAAGUCUAGCGAUCGUCAAUCGGUAUUAACAUUUUUGGGUUUUCCUUUACAAGUAUUCGGAAAAGGAGGAUUGUUUUCACCUUAUAGCCCACUGCAACAGUUAGACGAUUUGGAAUCUACGCAAACUAAGCAUUUUGUCGCCGGAACUUCAAACUCGUUACUUCUAGAACAGAAAGAAAGAGUCUGUGAUGUCCUCGUAAACGUCAACACAUUUUCGGUGGAAAUGGUCAGUUCAAAUCGGUCUUUACACAGGGCUCUACAAUUGACUCCUUAUGAUAAAAAAUGGAUGGACUCCAUAGUUUCUGCAGUGGUGGAUACCUGGAAUGAGAACGACGCUGCAACCCCAAGAAAUUUACAAUUCGAAGGCAGCGAGGAUUUCCUCAGGUGGCAGUUUGAAGACUAUCUAACGGGUCUGGUAUCUAGCGAAAAGCUAAAAAUCUUUUUCGACAACAAUGAAAACAAUGAAAUGGCCAUGAAAUCUAUAUCCGAGGAUUGGUUAGGUUAUAGUCCGAUUGAUUUAUAUGGUGCCCGCUGGGUAGAUGAAUGGCGCAAAACUCAAAAUUAUCAUGCAUUCGAUGUCUCAACUGAUGAUAGAUUGUUCGAUCUAUUCCCGCCGAAGCAUGUUUCUAGUAUGGGUGAUGGGAACGCUAGUAUACAGCAAAGAUUAGGCAAGUCUUUUCAGGCUCUUAUACGAAAAGAUUCCUACAUUCAGGAUAAACAAGAGAGAACCGGAAAAGCAGCAUCUUUAGGAGCCACAGAUGAUUCCAAACAAAAACCGGCAAGCGAAGGUAUUAAGGAGAACGAGUGGGCAUCUUGGAAAGACUACUUCGGGAAAAAAAAGAGACUGAAAGAAAGGGAAGAUCCUUCGGCAGCGGUGCCCUCUACACAUACGAUAACCUCAGGUUCAACUCACGCAGCCAUUGGGAACGCACUUCUCAGCUUAGGCUUUCCGCGAAAUAUGACUGAUGACGAUUAUGAGGAGCUUGAGACUCCAAGCGGUACAAGUGGUCAACAAAGCGAAGCUGAAGAAGAGAGUCAUGAGCAGUCUCGUUCGUCGAGCACAAACCCAGAUAGGCAUUUACAGGAUGAUAAAUCUGAUACGGACAUCGGCGAAACGAAUGUUCGGGCUGAGUAA